Molossus molossus (Pallas's mastiff bat) is the source of this 2795-nucleotide messenger RNA. It is a transcript of the gene CLIC6, whose product is annotated as chloride intracellular channel 6. The coding region runs from base 323 to 2059 and encodes 578 amino acids. Lineage: Eukaryota; Metazoa; Chordata; Mammalia; Chiroptera; Molossidae. Gene Ontology annotation, cellular component: plasma membrane. The transcript is spliced from 6 exons. Gene Ontology annotation, molecular function: D2 dopamine receptor binding; D3 dopamine receptor binding; D4 dopamine receptor binding. The record is from RefSeq and is a predicted model, not a curated record.
AGGCGCUCAAAGGUGCAGCAGCCAGGCGGCCCGAGUCCCGGGCACCGCAGCUGGGAUCAGAGUCCGGGCGGGACGCAGACGCGGAACGGGAGAAGCGCCAGCCCAGAGGAGCUGCCACCCCGCAGAGGGGGCACAGUGUCUUGGGCGGAGCGGAUUUCUUCCCGCGCGUCCAGGGCACCGCCUGGGACCCGCCAAGCCCGCCGCGAAGCUUCCUCUCAGAGGGGACGCAGUGGCCCUUGACCCUGCGCCCUUCGCCCGGCGCCACCUGCCCGCUCAGCCGCCGCGAGGAAGGGGCUCCAGCCAAGGACAGGGGUCUGCGGCCAUGGCCGAGGCCACAGAGCCAGAGGGGGGCCCGGGUCCCCAGGGGUCGCUGGAGGGCCAGGCGCUUGUGGCGGAGAGACCGGACGAGCCCGGAGCCGCGGGCUCGGAGGCGAAGGGGGAGGAGGCGAGCGAGGGCGCCGGCGAGACGCCGAGGGACGAGGGGGCGGGCGCAGCCGCGACGGCCGCGGUGAAGCGGGGAGAAGACGCGGGGCCAGACGGAGGGCGCGCGGGAGAGCUGGCGCCGGGCGCGGGCGGCGACCCGGGGGCCGAGACGCGGGGAGCGGGCGGGGCGCAGGGCGGGGCGGAGGCCCCGGAGGGCGCCCCGGAGGGAGUGGAGGGUCCCCGGGCAGGGGAGGAGUUGAGCGGCCCGGAGCAGGUGGAGGACACGAGCCCCGGGAGCGGCGCGCAAGGCGAGUUCCCGGAGGAGGCGCAGGGGGAGCCCGAGGAGCCCCCGACCCCCAGGCCAGAGAAGGGGGCGGCCCGCGGCCCCGGGGAACCGGGAAGCGGCGCGCCCGGCGCGCCAGGGGCCGGCAUGGAGUCCGAGGGGCUGGCGGCAGUGGCGCCCGGGGCCGAGGGAGAGCCCGGGGCCGGAGGGGACCGCAGCCCGCAGCCCCAGGGGGAGUCUCUUGAGGCCACAGUGACGGACAGUGGGGGCUGCAGCCUCGGGGGGCUUGUAGGGGAGUUUCGGGGUGCAGAGGUGGGAGCUGCGGAGGAGGCUGGGGCCCAGGGGACAGAGGAGGCAGAGCGGGCAGACGUCGGUGAGGACGGGGACCAGGAGGGACUCGAGAAGGAGGUGGAGGUAGCAGAGGAGGAGAAGCAAGUGCUUGGCCCAGACGGGGCAGGCGAGGACGCCGCCGCCGGGGGCGACGAGGGGGCCCCCGGAGGCAGCGCGGAUGGCGAGACCCGGGCCGCGGAGCUCAGCAACCACCUGGCAGAGGAGGGCAGCGCCGAGGGCGCGGAGGUGACGCGCCUGAACGGCGGCGGCGAGGACGGCGAGGCGCCCGAGGACGGGGCUGCGGGCCGGGAGCACGACAUCACCCUCUUCGUGAAGGCUGGCUGUGACGGCGAGAGCAUCGGAAACUGCCCCUUCUCUCAGCGGCUCUUCAUGAUUCUCUGGCUAAAGGGCGUCAUAUUCAAUGUGACCACAGUGGACCUGAAAAGGAAACCCGCGGACCUGCAGAACCUGGCUCCGGGCACCAACCCUCCUUUCAUGACGUUCGACGGUGAGGUCAAGACGGACGUGAACAAAAUCGAGGAGUUCCUGGAGGAGACACUGGCGCCCCCGAGGUACCCUAAGCUGGGGACCCAGCACCCUGAAUCAAACUCUGCAGGCAAUGACGUGUUUGCCAAAUUCUCGGCAUUUAUAAAAAACACCAAGAAGGACGCCAACGAGAUGUACGAGAAGAACCUGCUGCGGGCCCUGAAGAAGCUGGACCAGUACCUGAACAGCCCGCUGCCGGAGGAGACGGACGCGGACAGCGCGGAGGACGUCGCCGGCUCCGGGAGGAAGUUCCUGGACGGGGACGAGCUCACGCUGGCCGACUGCAACCUCUUGCCCAAGCUCCACAUCAUCAAGAUCGUGGCCAAGAGAUACAGAGAUUUUGAAUUUCCUUCUGAAAUGACCGGCAUCUGGAGAUACCUGAACAACGCCUACGCUCGGGACGAGUUCACGAACACGUGCCCCGCUGACCAGGAGAUCGAGCACGCCUACUCGGACGUCGCCAAGAGAAUGAAGUGAGGCCGAGGGUUCUGUUCUCGUUGGUGAGCCAGGCCAGGCAAAGAGCGUUCUCUGUGUUUCUCCACCGUCCGCACCCUUCGCGAGAGAGCACUCCCACCUUAGUAAGGCCACAUCCUCGGCCGGUCCACUCAGCCCCGAACAGGACGAGGCCUUGCUGGCGGUCCUCCUCUGCACCGAGCAAUACCAGCCGCGGCUGUCCUGCACGCCGACUGUCCCGUUCGUCCUAAUCGGUGUCUCCGACUUUCGCUGACUCGUGAUCCGUGAUAUUUAGGGCAUGUGUUUUGCCGUAUAAGUUUCAAAGCAAAUUCGGUUUGGGUUCAAUUCCUCCUCUAAUUAAAAAAAAAAUGUGUCUGUCUCUGAUCGUUUUCAUAAUCAUGUGUAGCCUGUUUCUCUCCUUUAAAAUAGGAUUGUAAUUUUUCCCCAGAAUGGAAAUCCUGUUUUUGUAAUGACAGAAUAAAUAGGUGCCUAUCUUAACAUUUUAAAACUGUGAGGGUCAAACUGCACGGCAAGGCCACAGUUAUCAAAACAGCAUGGCACUGGCAUACAAACAGACGUGCGGGUAAAACAGUCACAAUGAAGCAAUGUCAGAGUGGAAAGAUGGAGGAGAAAGGCCGCCUGGAGUUUCAUUCCCCUUAGGUAACUACCGGUCACGGGCGGGGAACGUCCCCAGCUCCUCCGUCUCCGUCUCUCACACCCAAACUGCAUUCGGGCGGCGUUGCGUCGCUUUGUUCUGAAG